AUGGCCCAUGCCCUUCUCCUCCAGCUUCUUCUGCUUUCAGCCCUGGCAGCCCCCUCCCAAGGCAACCGCCUCGGCCCCACCUCGAGUCUGCGUUAUUCUAGGUUCCUAGAUCCUUCUAAUGUCAUUUUCCUGCGCUGGGACUUUGACCUGGACGCUGAGAUCAUCGCUUUUGAGCUCCGGGUCCGGACAGCUGGCUGGGUGGGCUUGGGCAUCACCAAUCGCUACACCAGAGCAGGCAGCGAUCUGGUUGUCGGAGGGGUCUCGCCUGACGGUCAUGUCUAUUUCUCGGAUCAGCAUGUGGUGGAUGAAGACACCCUGGAAGAGGACGGGAGCCAGGACGCAGAGCUGCAGGGGCUGACAGAAGACGCUGUCUACACCACCAUGCGCUUCUCCAGGCCCUUCCGCUCCUGCGACCCUCAAGACCAAGACAUCACGAGUGACACUGUGAGGGUGCUGGCUGCCUACGGCCCUGAUGACACCCUGAAGCUGGAUCGGGAGCGGACGUUCGUGAAGUCCAUCUUCCUGCUCCAGAUCAUCCACCCCGACGAUCUCGACGCCCCCGAGGACACCGUCAUCCACGACCUGGAGAUCACAGAUUUCCUCAUUCCAGAGGAUGACACCACCUAUGCCUGCACCUUCCUCCCUCUCCCCAUCGUUAGCAAGAAGCAUCACAUCUACAAGUUUGAGCCCAAACUGGGACCUCACAACGAGACCAUGGUGCACCACAUCCUGUUGUACGCCUGCGGCAACGCCAGCGCCCUCCCCACGGGCAUCAGCGACUGCUACGGGGCCGACCCUGCCUUCUCCCUCUGCUCCCAGGUCAUCGUGGGCUGGGCUGUCGGGGGCACAAGUUACCAGUUUCCGGACGACGUGGGCAUCUCUAUUGGGACGCCCCUGGACCCCCAGUGGAUCCGACUGGAGAUUCAUUAUAGCAAUUUUCACAAUCUUCCCGGGGUGUACGACUCCUCGGGAAUUCGAGUCUACUACACGGCAAAGCUGCGCAAAUACGACAUGGGUGUCCUGCAGCUGGGCUUCUUCACAUUCCCCAUCCACUUCAUCCCCCCGGGCGCCGAGUCCUUCAUGUCCUACGGGCUGUGUAAGACGGACAAGUUUGAGGAGAUGAAUGGGGCUCCGGUGCUUGACAUCCAGGUGUAUGGCUACCUGCUCCACACCCACUUGGCUGGCCGGGCUCUGCAAGCCGUGCAAUACAGAAAUGGAACACAACUCCAAACAAUCUGUAAAGAUGACUCCUACGAUUUCAAUCUGCAGGAGACUCGAGAUUUACCUUAUCGCAUGGUCAUCAAGCCGGGAGAUGAAUUGCUGGUGGAGUGUCACUACCAGACGCUGGACCGAGACUUCUUGACCUUUGGGGGGCCCAGCACCAUUAAUGAGAUGUGCCUCAUCUUCCUCUUCUACUAUCCCCGAAACAACAUCUCCAGCUGCAUGGGCUACCCCGACAUCAUCUAUGUGGCCCAUGAGCUGGGGGAGGAGGCUUCAGACUCCAUGGAGGGCAUGAUGGCCAUGAACAAUGUUGAGUGGACCCCGGAAAGCAUUAAGAAGGCAGAGAAAGCCUGCAAGGAGGCCCAGCAGACGGUGAUAAUAAAGACCAUUGACGAGCUAGUGGAAAACACAACAGGCUGGAUUCCGGAAAUCGUCCCUACUCCCCGAGGCCCCUGCUUGGAGUCCUCCGGAGGCAAAGUGGAGCCCGAGGACCAAACCCCUGCUGGCUUCAGGGCUGCACCAAUGGCCCUCUCCGUCUCCAGCGCUGCUACUCCAAGUCGCCUCCCCCUGGCUGCCUUCUUGCUUGGGCAGGGGACCCUCUCUUGGCUCCUUGCCACCCUGCAGGCUGGAGUCUGAUACUGUCCCCUCACGUCAUGUACGCAGGCCCCUUUCUGCUCAAGCCUCCCCCUUUAUUAUUAAACAUAGAAACUCCCCUCCGCUUUGGCCCCCUAAAGUCCCCCAUCUGUGCCCCCGCCCCUGACCUCAGCCAUGACCCUGCAGGCCUGGGCGUGGAGCAGAUUCCAUAAAGCCUCUCCCAUGACAAGUGCUACAAUCCAUCCUUUAAAAUUUUAGAAGCAUUGGUGGGACCACACGUUUUCUAACCGAAUCUGGAUUCAAGGCUGGGUGAGGCAGUGGAUCUCUGGGCAGUCUGGGGCCCCAGCUCGUACAUUGGGGAGGCUUUGUGGGGAGGAGGGGGCUUGAAUGCAGAAGGGGUGCCCUGUAAACCCUCCUCAGCCCAUGUUGGCCCUGGAAGGGCUCCUAUUUCUCUUUCUUCCCCCGGCCAUGAGGCAGAGGCAACAAGCCACACCUGUGAUUUGUGGCAAAGGGAGGGGUUCUGUUUACAAGGGACAAAGACACCAAAUUAAAUAGAAUUCA
Molecule: messenger RNA, 2376 nt
Organism: Phacochoerus africanus (Common warthog)
Lineage: Eukaryota; Metazoa; Chordata; Mammalia; Artiodactyla; Suidae
Product: putative DBH-like monooxygenase protein 2
Exons: 13
Coding region: 1-1857 (618 amino acids)
Biological process (GO): norepinephrine biosynthetic process; octopamine biosynthetic process; dopamine catabolic process
Cellular component (GO): secretory granule membrane
Molecular function (GO): copper ion binding; dopamine beta-monooxygenase activity
Source: RefSeq, a predicted model, not a curated record